Messenger RNA from Juglans regia (Persian walnut), 6186 nucleotides. RefSeq names its product DNA-directed RNA polymerase I subunit 1. The transcript is spliced from 15 exons. Bases 663 to 5789 code for a protein of 1708 amino acids. Gene Ontology annotation, cellular component: RNA polymerase I complex. The record is from RefSeq and is a predicted model, not a curated record. Gene Ontology annotation, biological process: DNA-templated transcription. Lineage: Eukaryota; Viridiplantae; Streptophyta; Magnoliopsida; Fagales; Juglandaceae. Gene Ontology annotation, molecular function: DNA binding; DNA-directed RNA polymerase activity.
UUCCCCAGCUCCGUCUCCGACGUCCAGCGCUUUCUCUCUCUCUCUUCCCGCUCGGGCCUCUCUUGCAGCCGCCCUCUGUCUCCGUCUGUCCUGAUCUCUCAUUCUCUGUGCAUUUCUGCCGCCCAGGCUCAACGCCAUGCCCCCGUCGUUUCCUCGACGUCCUACCACAAGUCCACGUCGGUAAGCCUCUCCGACCACCUGUCUCCCUCCCUCGGCCUCUUGCUCUCUUGUUGCCGCCCACCCCUCUCGUUAUCUCCGAAAUUCUCAGCCGCCCUCACCACUGGGAUACCGCCAACAACGCUGCCCACCUCUACCUCUCUUCACUCAACCCUCUUCAGCCUUGCCCACGCCAAAGCCGCCACCAAUACGCCACUCCAGCCCGUCCUCUACUGUCCCCUCCGUCGUCUGUUGCAGCGCCCCGCCACUUGUAAAUCUCCGUCCGUGCCUGCUCUCUCUCUCUGUGUCACUCUCUCGCCCUCUAUCGGUCUCUCAUACCGUCUCCUCCCUCUGUCGCUCGCACUCUCUGCUCGCCGACCAAACCGACAACCCCGAACUGUCGGUGACCAAGCACUUUCUGCCUCUCUCUCCUCCCUGUUAUUCUUUCUGCUUUCAAUAGCUCCGUCUUGCCUAGUUACAUAGCCUCGCGUGUCAGCAACACCAUCAUGGCUCAGAUCACAGAGGGUACAACAGAGCAUGUCGAAGCAGUUAGGUUCAGUUUCUUUACAGAUGAAGAGGUUCGAGAGCAUAGCGUUGUGAAGGUUACGAACCCCAUUUUGCUUGAUAGUAUGGAGAGACCUGUACCUGGUGGAUUGUAUGAUCCAGAAUUGGGCCCGCUAGAUGAAAGGAGUCUCUGCAAGAAAUGUGGGCAGCGUUCAUUCCAUUGCCCAGGUCACUGUGGUCAUAUUGAUCUUGUUUCACCCGCCUAUAAUCCAUUGCUAUUUAAUAUUCUUUACAAUCUUCUCCAGAGAACUUGUUUAUUUUGUCACCAUUUCCGGGCAAGCAGAAGCCAGGUUGAGACAUGUAUUUCUCAAUUGAAACUCAUUGUGAAAGGUGAUGUCGUUGGGGCCAAAAGGUUAGAUUCUGACACACCAGGUGAAACUUCAUAUCCUAAUGAUGGUGAUUGGAGUCAGAGUCAUGAUGCCAAGUAUUUAAGGCGGCAAGGUUGGACCUCUCUUCAGUUUAUGGAAGCAAUGUCUGUUUUCAAAAAAUUUCUGAGGCCGAGGUUUGUGGUUUGUAAGAGUUGUGGGGCCAAAAAUCCUAAAAUCAGUAAACCUACCUUUGGAUGGUUUCAUAUGAGUGGCAUGUCAGGUGCUGAUGCCAGACGGAAUGCUAUUCGAGGUUGCAAGCUAGGAAGGUCAGCCACUGGUGGAACUAAUGGAAAAUCUUUGCCUGAGGUGGAAAAUACAGAUGAUAUGACUCAAUGGGGGGAUGUUGUUGAUAUUGUUGAAACAGAUCCAUCCAGUGUCGCCUCUCCAGGAGCUAAAGAUAGUGCUACAAAAAAGCAAAGAAAAAAAGGAGGGGAACUGCUUCUUGAUUUUGUUAAGCAGAAGGAUUUAUUUUCAGGACCUCUAUUACCAUCAGAAGUUAAAGAAAUUGUGAAGCUUCUAUGGGAAAAUGAGAGUCAACUCUGCUCAUUUAUAAGUGAUAUUCAGCAUCAGGGAUUUAAAGUGAAAGAUAGUGAACCAAAAACUGAUUACUCUAUGUUCUUCUUAGAGACUAUUCUUGUACCUCCAAUCAAAUUCCGGCCCCCAUCCAAGGGAGGUGAUUCUGUCAUGGAACAUCCUCAAACUGUUUUGUUGGGUAAGGUGCUACAGUCCAAUAUAUCAUUGGGAAAUGCUCAUGUUAACAACUUAGAACGCUCAAAAAUAGUAAGCCGGUGGAUGGAUCUCCAACAAUCUAUAAACGUGUUGUUUGAUAGCAAAACUGCCACAGGUCAAGGUCAAAGAAAUGUAGCUUCAGGGAUUUGUCAAUUGCUGGAAAAGAAAGAAGGCAUGUUCCGCCAGAAAAUGAUGGGAAAGAGGGUUAAUUUUGCUUGCCGCUCUGUCAUAUCGCCGGAUCCCUAUUUAGCAGUUAAUGAAAUUGGAAUUCCUCCUUAUUUUGCAUUAAGAUUAACCUAUCCCGAGAGGGUGACUCCUUGGAAUGUUGUCAAGUUGAGGAAUGCUAUCAUCAAUGGUUCGGAUAUUCAUCCUGGAGCUACACAAUAUGGUGAUAAGCUAGAUACUAAGCAACUACCACCAAGUCGCAAGGGGCGCAUUGCAAUAUCAAGGAAAUUGCCAUCAUCACGAGGUCUCCUCACACAGCAUGGGAAAAGCUGUGAUUAUGAAUUUGAAGGAAAAUUUGUACGUCGCCACUUGCAAGAUGGGGAUAUUGUGCUUGUUAACAGACAGCCCACUCUACACAAGCCCAGUAUAAUGGCACAUGUAGUUCGUGUGUUAAAGGGGGAGAAAACACUUCGGAUGCACUAUGCAAACUGCAGUACGUACAAUGCUGAUUUUGAUGGAGAUGAAAUGAAUGUUCACUUCCCACAAGAUGAAAUUUCUCGUGCAGAAGCUUACAACAUUGUAAAUGCCAAUAAUCAAUAUGUCAAGCCCACAAGUGGUGAACCCAUUAGAGCCUUGAUUCAAGAUCAUGUCGUAAGUGCUGUGCUUCUUACAAAGAAGGAUACAUUUUUUACUGGCGACGAGUUCAACCAGCUUCUUUAUUGUGCUGGCAUCUCUACUGCUCGUCCAGUUUCUUUCUUAGGAAAAUUUGGCCAGAAAGUUUGCAUGUUGAACUCUGAAGAUGAGAUGCAGCCCCUUCUGCCGGCAAUAUGGAAACCAGUGCCUCUGUGGACUGGGAAACAGGUGAUUAGCGCCUUGCUAAAUCAUAUUACUAAGGGUCACCCUCCAUUUACUGUUGAAAAAGAUGCAAAACUCCCACGUGAUUUUUUUAAGAGCGGGAGUGAUGAGGAUGAACUGAACAAAGAAGAAAAGGCUGAUAAAAAGGGAACAAAGGAAAGGGUGCUGGAUGACAAGAAACUUAGUAAAGGGAAAAGGGUUGAUGGAAAUGCAUCAAAGAAAAAGGAGCCUGAUGAAGAUAAACUGUUGAUAUAUAGGAAUGACUUGGUGCGGGGUGUGAUUGACAAGGCUCAGUUUGGUGAAUAUGGUUUGGUUCAUACAGUGCAGGAGCUCUAUGGCUCAAACACUGCAGGGAUCCUGCUUUCUGCGUUGAGCCGUUUAUUUACUGCUUUUUUGCAGGUGCAUGGGUUCACCUGUGGAGUAGAUGAUCUUUUGCUAAUGAAGAAAAAAGAUGAUGACAGGGACAAAAACCUUCAAGAUUGUGAGAAAGUUGGUGAAGAAGUUCACCGUAUGUUUGUUAGUGAUAAGGGUGGUGAUAAAAUAGAUCUCCUGCAGCUGAAAAUUGAAGAAAAGAUACGCAGUAAUGGAGAACCUGCAUUGACAGACUUGGACAGGAAGAUGAUAAGCAAGCUCAAUGAAGAAUUAAGUAAGAACUUCUUCAAAGAGUUGUUGUCCAGAGGGUUAUUGAAACCCUCUGGAAAGAACUGUAUUUCUCUCAUGACUACAUCUGGGGCUAAGGGUGCAUCGGUUAAUUUCCAGCAAAUAUCUUCUCAUUUAGGACAACAAGAGUUAGAAGGCAAACGAGUCCCUCGAAUGGUUUCUGGAAAAACUUUACCUUGCUUCCCUCCUUGGGAUUGGGCAGCUCGAGCUGGUGGCUUUAUUAUUGACCGCUUUCUUACUGGUCUCCACCCUCAAGAAUAUUACUUUCAUUGCAUGGCUGGUCGUGAAGGGUUGGUUGAUACAGCGGUGAAAACAUCUCGCAGUGGAUAUCUACAAAGAUGCCUAAUAAAAAAUCUUGAGUGCCUAAAAAUUUGUUAUGACCAUACUGUUCGUGAUGCUGAUGGUUCCAUUAUUCAAUUUUGCUAUGGAGAAGAUGGUGUGGAUGUACAUCAAACGAGUUAUAUUGCAAAAUUUGAAGCGCUGGCUGCAAAUAAAGAAAUGAUUUUCAAAAAGUGUGGUCAAGAGCUUCAGAAGUCCAAUAGUUACAUCAAGGAAUUGCCUUGUGCCCUUGAAGAAAAAGCAAAGGAAUUUGUGCGUGCAUACUCCUUGAGACAAAGAAAUCCUAAUGAUUUGAAAGAAGCGGAUUUCUUGAAGUUAAUGGAGCACAAAUAUGUCUUAAGCCUUGCUCAGCCUGGAGAACCAGUUGGAGUGCUUGCUGCACAGUCUGUAGGAGAGCCAUCAACACAGAUGACGUUGAAUACAUUCCAUCUUGCUGGGCGAGGUGAAAUGAACGUGACACUUGGAAUUCCACGCCUACAGGAAAUAUUGAUGACUGCUUCAAGUGAUAUUAAGACCCCUGUGAUGACAUGCCCCUUCCAAAUUGGGAGGUCGAAGGAGGAUGCCUCUUGUCUUGCUGAUAAGUUGAAGAAGAUAACUGUAGCAGACAUAAUAAAGAAUAUGAAAGUAUCUGUCAUUCCCUUUGCUGUUCAUGAUCACCAGACCUGCAGUAUUUAUAAGCUUGAAAUGAUGCUUCACAUACCUGAAAACUAUCCAAAACACACUGAUAUUACAUUAGAAGACUGGGAGGGAACCCUAGAGGUUGUUUUUGUGAGGGAGUUGGAGGACGCCAUACAAAAUCAUCUGCUCUUGCUUUCUAAAAUUAGUGGCAUUGCAAACUUCAUGCCAGAUUCUCAGUCAAAUGCUUCAAAUGGGACAGAGGAUGAUGAUGUAUCUGGAAAUAAAUCACACCGUGAGGAAGAAAAUGAUGAUGACAAUGAUGCUGAUGAUGGAGGGGGGUCUGAGGAUCUUGGUAUGGAUGCACAAAAGAGAAAACAGCAAGCAACAGAUGAGAUGGAUUAUGGGGACUCUUCUGAAGAGGAACCGGAUGAAGGGGAGCUGUCAGCUGUCUCUGAAAGCGAAAUUGACCAUGUAGAGGAUGAAAUUGAAGUUAGUAACGAUGCUGUGAUUGGGAUAGUCAAUGUCAAAGGUGUAACAUGUGAACCAUCAGAACUUGGAAAACCCUCUAAGCAUAAGUUGAAGGAUAAGAGAAACCAAUCAGAAGCCAAACGAAAGAAGAGAGCCAGAGGAAAACUAGUAAAAAAAGAGUACGAUAGAGCAUUUUUUGUGAAAACCAAGGGAAUGCACUUUGAGGUCCAUUUUCGAUUUACCAACGAACCUCAUAUUUUACUGGCUCAGAUUGCUCAAAAAACAGCCAAGAAGGUUUACAUCCAGAGCUUUGGUAAGAUUGAUGGGUGUAAAGUAGUUACUUGCAAAGAAAAACAAGUGAUAUACUAUGGUAAAAAUCCCAAAGACAGGAAGGAUAUCUCGUCUGCAGAAAAAGAAAAAGUUCCAGCACUGCAAACCACAGGUGUGGAUUUCAGUACUUUGUGGCAGUUUCAGGAUGUUCUUGAUGUCAGGUAUGUAUACUCCAACAACAUCCAUGCCAUGCUAACCACGUAUGGGGUGGAAGCCGCCAGAGAAACUAUCAUCAGGGAAAUCCAGCAUGUUUUCGGUUCGUAUGGGAUAUCUGUGAAUAUGCGGCACCUAACCCUCAUUGCCGAGUAUAUGACCCAUUCGGGUGGAUAUCGUCCAAUGAACAGACUUGGGGGAAUAGCAGAGUCGACGUCUCCUUUCAGCAAAAUGUCUUUUGAGACGGCUUCAAAGUUCAUUGUUGAAGCUGCAUAUCAUGGAGAAACAGACGAGUUGGAGACUCCAUCUGCUAGGGUCUGUCUUGGAUUGCCAGUGAAGAUGGGUACUGGAUGUUUUGAUUUGAUGCAGAAGAUCGAAAUCUGACGGGUUUGGAGAAGCAUUGAAUCAGCAAAUUAAACCAAAUAGAAGUGUGGAUGCGUGUUCAACCGACUAGUUUAACGCCCAUGGGGGGUGCAACCAUCUUAGACUAGGAUGAUUACAAGCACUCAACAUCCUGGAGUAAGCCCUCAAUAUCAUUUCAAUAAUCACAAAGUAAACAGGUCUUCCAUCAGUAUUAGACAUUCAAAAGUUGUAAUCUGUGCCAACGUCCCAUGGUGUAAAGCGGAAAGUUAUAUUUUAUGAACUUCCAUAAAAUGCUGCUUGUGUACUCCGAUUCCGUUGUUCAAUAGAAAGUAAAUCGGAAAGUACCUACGAAAGUCAUUCUCAAACUUAGUUUGUAUCUGGAUGUUGAAGUGAGUUGAGUUGAGUUAAGAUGAUAAAA